AUGGCUUCGGCAGAUCUAAUAAGCUUGAAUAAGACUUGGGAACUUUCGUUGUAUGAACUUCAUAGAACACCGCAAGAGGCAAUUACGGAUAGCACAGAGAUUGCUGUGUCCCCCCGGAGCUUACAUAGUGAAUUGAUGUGCCCAAUAUGUUUAGAUAUGCUCAAGAAGACUAUGACCACUAAAGAAUGUCUUCACAGAUUUUGUUCAGAUUGUAUUGUUACUGCUCUCCGUUCUGGUAAUAAAGAAUGUCCUACCUGUCGAAAGAAAUUGGUAUCUAAACGUUCGUUACGUCCAGACCCAAAUUUUGAUCUACUAAUAUCCAAAAUCUAUCCUAGCCGUGACGAAUAUGAAGCCCAUCAAACCAGAGUGUUAGAACAAUUGAAUAAAAGCCAUAGCCAAGCAAAUCUAGUGCAAUCUAUAAAUGAAGGUAUCAAAAUUCAAACACAAAAUCGUUUACAGCGUACCAAAAAGAAUCAACAAGAUGAGCUCAAUGAAAGUAGUUCUUCGUCUACACCAAAAACCCCAUCUAACAACUUUGGGCUUGGCAAAGAUAAUGUUACUAGAACAGUGGUUCAAGCAAAAGUGGCAAAGAAACUUAAAACAGUAAUGAUUUCUGAAAAUGAUGGUCCAGCAUCAUCUUUGUCAGCUGACAGAUCAGAUAUUACUGAGUGUGAUGGCUCUUCAAGAGGAGUAUCAGUAGAUGAAAUUGAAUUGGUAUUUAAACCUCACCCAACUGAAAUGGGAUCUGAUAAUCAAUUAAUAAGAGUGUUGAAAGAGAAUUCUGUACGAUAUAUUAAAACUACUGCAAAUGCUACUGUUGAUCAUUUAAGCAAAUACUUAGCGAUGCGACUUACAUUAGAUCUUGUUCCGGAGCUUCCAGAACGGGCUCUAAGCUUUUUAAUCUAUGUAUCACCAACAUCUGAUCAAUAUGUUCCGUUAAAUGGAAAUCAGACUUUGCGACAGGUUCACGACAAAUAUUGGAAAGUGAAUAAACCUCUAGAAAUGUUUUAUUCGUUUAAUUAAGUUAUGCUUAACUAUUUGUUAACUAUAAUUUUUUUUUACUCUUUUCUGCCUUUCAAAUAGUAUUAAUUUUUAAGAAUGUUUUUAUAAAUACUGUCUAAUAUAGUGUUAAUGCCUAUCACUUAAAUAUAUAUAUAAUAUUUAUUAUACUACUUGUAUUCGCUUUAGAUUAAAACAGUGGUAUACAUUAUUCAAGUUAAUAGUGAACCACUCACUAACGCAGACUGAACCAUUUGAAUUCCUCAAGUGGUAACUAAGUGCUUUGUUUUAGGUUGUUAUCAUUAUAUUAUGCAUAUACAUACUGGUGAUUGUGGUAGGAACUGUUUAUGAGUAGUUAUACAUUGACACAGCCAGAUUUUGUUAGUCAAGUGGUUUAUUGUUAACCUGAAUAAAGUACAGAAAUAAUUUGCUUAGUGAUUUUUGGUUGAUUUAAUUUAGUAGAGCUAUAAUUGAAUCAGUUUUAUAAGCAAUCGGAUUUGUAUCAAAACCCAAACUUUUGUAAGAAUUAAAAAAUGUGUCGUGGACUAAUCGGUUUCUACAAUUUUGACUAGUAUUAUAAAAAAAUAAAAAACCGUUUGUAAUGGUGGACAACUCAGAAUUUUCUUGAAAUUUGUAGAUCUACAUAAUAUGAAAAAUCUUUAACUCUAAAGAGAUAUCAUUGUUUUGGAUAAUCCAGGUUUCUCAAAAGACUGAUACAAUUUUUAUUGCAAAGUUUUCAAUUGAUACAAGAAUAAUUGUUAGUUUGAUUAAUUGUGAUUUGCUUAAGUACUAUACGUAACAUGAAAACAUUACUAAUAUUGUGUUUGAAUAAUUAUAUCGCCAUAAAUUUUUAACUCAUUCUCUUCCUUCUUUAGUACUAAUACAAUUAAAAAUUUUGCACUCAUCAACUAAAAAUGCACAAAUUUGGAGGAUAUUCU
Messenger RNA from Melanaphis sacchari, 1937 nucleotides. Its product is annotated as E3 ubiquitin-protein ligase RING1-like. Gene Ontology annotation, cellular component: PcG protein complex; ubiquitin ligase complex. Bases 1 to 1023 code for a protein of 340 amino acids. The transcript is spliced from 3 exons. The record is from RefSeq and is a predicted model, not a curated record. NCBI's taxonomy places the organism in Eukaryota, Metazoa, Arthropoda, Insecta, Hemiptera, Aphididae. Gene Ontology annotation, molecular function: ubiquitin protein ligase activity; chromatin binding.